Suillus subaureus is the source of this 823-nucleotide messenger RNA. RefSeq lists its product as uncharacterized. The record is from RefSeq and is a predicted model, not a curated record. NCBI's taxonomy places the organism in Eukaryota, Fungi, Basidiomycota, Agaricomycetes, Boletales, Suillaceae. The transcript has a single exon. The coding region runs from base 5 to 604 and encodes 199 amino acids.
GAAAAUGACCCGUCAAAACUGUCGAAGCCGUCGAUCAGCUGCGAAGGAUCGCGCGCAUGCUGGUGCUGAUACCAGCCAAACUAUAGGCUUAGCGGGCGAUCAUAGGACAAGAGGAUUUCCUUCUCAUGCGGAUGGGUUGGGAUCUGUCUCUUCUUAUGUUCUCUCGCAGCCGAAUAGUAUUGUGGCCCCCUCGGGCAGCCGUGACACGCUAGGCCGUGGAGGCCAACAAGCUAACUUUGCUGUUGUUUCUGCAUGGUCGAAGCCAUUGCGUAUCGUGGAAGCUCCUCAAGCAUCCAAGAAAGAUGUGGUGACGAAGAUGCCAAUUCGUCAAUCUACACAACAACACUUGAUAAGGACGGACCCACCGAUUGCUCAGGCAAAGCCCGCACCCAAGUCGGGCAAGAAGGCGGGCAAGAAAACGGAGAAGAAAGCAGAGAAGAAAGCGGAGAAGAAGAAACGAAAACCGUUCUACAAGGAAGUGAAGAGGGAGAUCAGAGGACCAGCGUACUGGAAGAAGAAGGCGGAGGAGGAUGCGCGCCUAUUAAACAUUGCCCGGGGAAUCUGGAGACGUGAGGUAGGAAAAAAGACAGCUGGUAGGUGCUGAGUGCUGGAUCUCUCCUUUGUUCAUCAUUUCAAAUUGACAUAUCUUGUUUAGAGUACAGGCGAAGGAUGGUGGCCAAGAAGUAUAAGAGACGUCGCCGUGUCUCACGCAAACGGAUGGAGACACAGGAGGGCAAGAAUCGAGAGGCACGUCACAAGAAACAAGACCAGAGGCAAUUUUUCGUAAAUUUCAAUAAAGCUUAUGGAGAUAAGCUUCGGGUUG